Molecule: messenger RNA, 688 nt
Organism: Durotheca rogersii
Lineage: Eukaryota; Fungi; Ascomycota; Sordariomycetes; Xylariales; Xylariaceae
Exons: 1
Coding region: 46-507 (153 amino acids)
Source: RefSeq, a predicted model, not a curated record
UUUGACCGAGUAUCCGACCCCCAAGCCCAUUUCACGUUGUCCGUCAUGUCCCGUAGCCGCCCUCCACACCGGGCCACUUUCCCCUUAGCCGCCCGACUCCAGACAGACGCCAUCCCCGACCUCGCCAGCCAAUAUCCAAGGCCCGUCGACAGUCUAUCCACUCUUUCAGAUACACAACCCAAGUUUCAUGGCUCCAGCUUGCAUCUUCGCCCCCCCUCCCUCCCAACUUGCCCGUCGCCCCAGAUCGUAUGCUCUACUACCAUGCCAGCUUUUGUUUCAGCGCCGAGCCUCUGGGUCCCGCAUCGCCAUAGCCGGCCGGCCACCCAGCAUCUCCCUCUCUCUCCCUCUCUCUCUGCGUGUAUCUGCGGGCCUUUUUUGGGCCCAUGUUUCUUCUUGCCCUCAGCUACGGGCCGCCGUCGUCCUAAGACAUCCGCUGCUUUUAUAAGUAGCCACGCCCGUUUCGCGACCUGGUCUGGGUCUUUUACCUUCCCCUCCCGGACCUUCUAACUAUACCAUCCACCGGCCUAUUUCUUUUUUUCCUCGCUUCUUCUUCAUCUCCCCUUGAUAUCCCCGUUCGUUUCACCACCACCACCACCACCAAACCCCGUUUCCGCUGCCUUCGUCGUCGUUAGCUUUCGUUUGAUACGAGCCAUCCUCCGCGUCGCUCCCGGCAGUCCCACUCUCCGCG